Messenger RNA from Parus major (Great Tit), 2720 nucleotides. RefSeq names its product LIM domain kinase 1 (gene LIMK1). Gene Ontology annotation, cellular component: neuron projection; cytoplasm; nucleus. Bases 53 to 1885 code for a protein of 610 amino acids. Gene Ontology annotation, biological process: actin cytoskeleton organization; positive regulation of stress fiber assembly; protein phosphorylation. The transcript has 15 exons. Lineage: Eukaryota; Metazoa; Chordata; Aves; Passeriformes; Paridae. Gene Ontology annotation, molecular function: protein binding; ATP binding; protein serine/threonine kinase activity. The record is from RefSeq and is a predicted model, not a curated record.
CUGGGGGUGCCCAGGCUUGUCCCCGGGGUGUGUCCCUGUCUGGUGGAGGAGGAUGCUGGCGGCGGUGCUGAGGAAGAGCCGCGUCCUGAGCACCGGAGCCAGGUGCUGUGAGUGCGGGGCCUCCCUGUCCCACCAGUACUACGAGAAGGAUGGGCGCCUGUACUGCAAGAAGGAUUACUGGGCACGCUUUGGGGAGCUGUGCCAUGGCUGCUCCGAGCAGAUCACCAAGGGGCUGGUCAUGGUGGCCGGGGAGCAGAAGUACCACCCCGAGUGCUUCAGCUGCCUCAACUGCCGCGCCUUCAUCGGGGACGGGGACACCUACGCGCUGGUGGAGCGCUCCAAGCUCUACUGCGGCCACUGCUACUACCAGAUGGUGGUGACCCCGGUGAUCGAGCAGAUCCUGCCCGACUCGCCGGCCUCCCGCAUCCCUCACACCGUCACCCUCGUGUCCAUCCCCGCCUGCUCCGACGGCAAGCGCGGCUUCUCCGUCUCCAUCGACCAGGGCUGCGGCAGCGAGCAUCCCCGCACCGUGCGCGUCCGAGAGGUGGACCCGGACUGCAUCAGCCCUGACAUGAAGAACUCCAUCCACGUUGGUGACCGCAUCCUGGAGAUCAACGGGACCCCCAUCGGCCACGUCCCCCUGGACGAGAUCGACCUGCUGAUCCAGGAGACGAGCCGCCUGCUGCAGCUGACCAUCGAGCAUGACCCCCACGAGCCCCUGGGCCGGGAGCCAGGGCUGGGGGGCAGCCCCCUGCCCGCCCCGUGCAGCCCCCUGCGCUCGCCAGCUCCCGUGCCCUGCGGGGACCCCGCUGCCAUGCGCCAGCGGGCUGUCACGAGGAGCUGCAGCACGGACAAGUCCCCGGGCUCGGGCUCCGUGGGCUCCCCCGCGUCCCAGCGCAAGGACAUCGGGCGCUCCGAGUCCCUGCGCGUCGUGUCCCGCGCCCACCGCAUCUUCCGCCCCUCCGACCUCAUCCACGGGGAGGUGCUGGGCAAGGGCUGCUUCGGCCAGGCCAUCAAGGUGACGCAUCGGGAGACGGGCGAGGUGAUGGUGAUGAAGGAGCUGAUCCGCUUCGACGAGGAGACUCAGAGGACCUUCCUCAAAGAGGUGAAGGUGAUGCGCUGCCUGGAGCACCCCAAUGUGCUCAAGUUCAUCGGGGUGCUCUACAAGGAGAAGAGGCUCAACUUCAUCACAGAGUACAUCAAAGGGGGCACCUUGAGGAGCCUCAUCAAGAGCAUGGACAGCCACUACCCCUGGAGCCAGCGGGUCAGCUUCGCCAAGGACAUCGCUGCUGGCAUGGCCUACCUCCACUCCAUGAACAUCAUCCACCGUGACCUCAACUCUCACAACUGCCUCGUGCGGGAGAACAAGAGUGUGGUGGUGGCUGACUUUGGGCUGGCUCGGCUGAUGGUGGAUGAGAAGAACCCGCCCGAACAUCUCAAGAACCUGAAGAAACCGGACCGCAAGAAACGCUACACGGUGGUGGGGAACCCCUACUGGAUGGCCCCCGAGAUGAUCAAUGGGAGGAGCUACGAUGAGAAGGUGGACAUCUUCUCCUUCGGCAUCGUCCUGUGCGAGAUCAUUGGCCGGGUGAGCGCUGACCCCGAUUACCUGCCCCGCACCACCGACUUCGGCCUCAACGUCCGGGGCUUCCUGGAGCGCUACUGCCCCCCCGCCUGCCCCCCCAGCUUCUUCCCCAUCGCCGUCUGCUGCUGCGACCUGGACGCCGAGAAGCGGCCGUCCUUCGCCAAGCUGGAGCAGUGGCUGGAGACGCUGCGCAUGCAUCUGGAGAUCCACCUGCCGCUGAGCUCGCAGCUGGAGCAGCUGGACCGAGCCUUCGGGGAGGCGCACCGGCGGGAGGGGGGCCCGCCCGCGCCCCCGCGGUAGAGCCCCCGCCCGCGGCCCCCGGCACUCACGGGAGAAGGAGCUGUGCCCGCCGCCAGCCAGCCCGGGGCUGGACCCCCGGGCCCCCACCCUGCUGCCCACCCCGGGGAGCCGGCUCUCCCCGGGGCCGCAUGGCCCUGGGCACCCCCACGCUGUAGCUCUGAGCGCCGGGACCGGCCCGGGCACCGCGGGGAGCGUCCCCGUGGCCGCAGCCCGAAGGCUCAGCUCCCCUUUGCACAGCGGGGCUGCCCGGACAGAGCCGCGGUGCCUUGGCUUUCGGGGAACUUGCACUGCGCACGGGAGGGACCCCGCGGCCCCCACGGCACCCUCGUAGCGACACCCCCGCCCUCGGCCGGCCCCUGAGGCUGCUCCUGCCCGCACCCCCGGCCGAGCGGGGGGUCCUGGGGGACGCCCCCGAGGUGCGGGGACGGGCACGGGGUCCCUGCUGCCCCCACGCCUCUGCUGCCCGUGCCGAGCCCCGACUAUGCAGCCCUGGGAUGGCUCCAGAGGGACGUGGGGCUGUGGCUCAUCCCGGUCCCCCUGCCCCGGGGGGCCCAGGGGGUGGCGCCACGCGGUGCUUUUCAUGCUCUUUAUUCAGGUUCAUUUUUCUGUAAGAUAUUUAAAGAGAAGAGUUUGUAUUAUUUUUUCAUACAACGUAGCGUUUGCCAUUUGUCACUGCCUCGGUUCUGCUUUCCCAAAGGGAUCAAACUGUGAAGUCUCUCCGUGCACUUUUGCCCGGGAAGUCCAAGGCAACGUCCUCUGCGGAGGCGGGAAGGGAGCUCAAACUGUGAUGUACCCCGAGCCGUGAGUCAAUAAAUCCUUCCCCGCUCGCUGCCCA